CCAACAACAAAAACAUAGAAUCAUAAAUACCCCAUAACAAUGUCACCAGAAAGCACAUCAAUAUCUGUCAGAUAUGGCUUCAGGUAUGGCUUAAGCUUGAAGACUGUAAACUGGGCAUGGAAAGUGUAUUUAGCUUACAGGGGAAGAAGGCAUGAAAAAUGAAAUAUUUAGUAGGAAUUGAUUUGCUGAUAGGGUAAAAAAAAUUAUUUGUGAUGUUUCAUGUAUUCUUCCUGAGCAUUCAGGUCUGGCAUGGCAAUAAGGACUGGGCUUCACCACUCACCAUCAGGUAGAAAGGAAGGGAUAAGUGGUGGAUGCAGAGCUUUCCUGCAUCAUCUGACUUGCUGUGGGCCAGCAGAGCAGUGACACACUUUGGAGAGGAAAGAAGAUGACAACUAAUUAUAAUCUGCAAGCCAGGAGGAGCAGACAGACUUUACACCUCCCUGGCUGGAGUAAAGCAGAUGAAGGGAGCAAAGCUUCCCAACAACUGGAGCAGGGCUUUGGCCAGAGGGAUUUGGGGUGUCAGGAGCCGCUGCUGUGAAGUCCCUGCCAUGGGACGAGCUGUGUCCCCACAGCGUUAUGGGGUGGCGGAGUCCCUGCCCUGCUGGGAGCGGUACGGUGUGAGCUGACCCGGCGCAGAAUGAGGCUUUCGAAGGAACUGAUGGAAAACUUCACUAAAUCCGGGUGAAAAAAGGCAAUAUCUCCAAAUAAGGUGAGGAUGGAUGCUGAGCGCUUUCGGAGCGCGUCGCCCUGAGCGGCUCUUCCGCGGGUGUGCGGGGACCUCUGGCGGCAGCGCCUGUCUCUGCCCGAGCCCGUGCGGGGCACGGGGGGGGAUUUGGGCUCCGGUCCGGUGUCAGGGGACUGUUUGCAACCGGACUUGGGAACUUGUGUCACUCAAAGUAUCUCUGGUUAAUGGCAUCGCUGCAGAAGGAGGGAGAAAAGCAUUAUCUGAAAAUUAGGGGUUUUGUAGGAAAUGCCGUGUCUUUGGAAAAUUAAGGAAAAUCUAAAAAGCUAAAAGCAGCUGAAAGAUAGAAUGUGUGUGGCUGCUGCUGGUGCUCCAGCAGUGGGAUCAGAGCCCCGGAGCCAGAGGUGCCCUUAUCAGAGCUUAAAUUCCUCCCACGAGGAAGUGGCCGUGAGAGCCCUCCAGUGCCCGGAGACACGUUCACUAUUCCCGAACGGGGCCAAAGUGUUUCAUAACCCAGAGAACAAAGCAGCACGUGGGGCAGCGUCACAGCCAGGACAGGCAGUGCCAGACCCACAGCGUUUCAGGGGCCGGGGCACUGCAGGGUCAGAGCUUCCCCUUGGAAAGGGACAGCGUUUCUGAGGCUAAAACAUUGUCAAUAAAUGAGUUUCCUACUUGGUACCCCGGGCAGCCCAGCAGGUGUACAGUACAGCUCCAUCUGGGUGCAGGCAAUGCACCCAUCCCUCUGCAUCCCUUUAUGCUAAGCAGAAUGAGCUCUGUGCUUGGCUUUCCCACAGCUGAUUAGCCUGUGUGAUCCCUCUGGUCCUAAUGCACGAGGUUAUAUAUAACCUCCCCAGCACUGGGUCUGUGGAUUACUCCAAGCAGUGUCUCCCUCUCCACUCAACUGUGAUAAAAUUCCUUUGUCUUUCUGGCUUUUAAGCAAAUUUCUGCAGCAUGAGAUGCUUUCCUAUCAGCAAGGACUAUCUCACCCCUUUCCCUUGACACUGAUUUAUUCCCUCUGUAACAUUUCUCCCAUCAGCCCAUCACUUGUUGCAGUUUCAGUGCUCAUUGCCCCAGACAGCAGUGACGGUGAGCUCAGACUCCACGCUUUUGUACUUAAGCAAAAAGAAUAGAUGAUCUCCUCCCAGAUUAAUACCUCAAAGGAGAGGCAGCCCCUGACAUUACUCAGUGUGCAUGCUGUGAUUCAUCUGAAUACGAUCUGCGUGGCAUCCUCGCUCCUGGCAGAGACGUCAAAAAGCAACAAGAGAUCAUCAGAUCAUGAGCAGCAGGAAAAGCAGUGCCAUGGUGGGAUGGAGCUGAGGAAAGUGUGGGUAUGUGACCCUGAAUUUCUACACAGAGCAGAUCUGGAGUGUCUCAACAGUAGGGAGCUGCUCGUAGGAUGGGAUGUAGGACACAGGGAUGGAGGGCAGCAGUGUGGUGGGUGCAGCAUUCAUAUUUCUUUUUUGGUAGAGGAACUGGAGCUUUUCGGUCAAUAAACCCACAGUGAGACUCGGUGUUUGCAUAGGGUCUGUGCCCAUAGUGAGGGACGGGACAGUGGGGCAAGCACCAGGAAUACUUUGGGGUGAAGCGUUACUGCAUUGGGGGGUGGAGGUUGUUGAGUCCCCUGGUGCCACCGGGGUGCAGGAGGAACCUCGGCAGGAUGAGGAAGGUGUUCCUAUCUCCCAACCUCCCCCUCUCCAGAUGUUCCCAUCUCCAGAUAUCCCCAUCACCAGGCAUCUUCAGCUCCUAGCCUCCCCACCUCCCAGUUUCUCUGUCUCCAGGUGUCUCCAGCUCCCGGUGUUCCCCUUUCCAGAUGUCCCCCUCUCCAGAUAUCCCCAUCUCCAGGCGUACACAUCACCCGCUGUCCCUAUCCCGGCGUCCCCAUCUCCAGAUGUCCCCACCUCCCGGUGUCCCCAGUUUUGGUGCUGCGAUCCCCAGCCCUCCUCUCCACUUUCACUCUUGCAUUUCUCUCUCCUCACUUCCGGACCGGGCGAUACCCGGUAACGGGGCGAGGCGAUGCGAUGCCCGGGGCGGUGCCGGUGCCCGGGGCGGGGGCUAUGGGGCGAGGCGGAGCCGUCGGUCAGCGCAUUCGGUGCCCCCCAUGGGAGACAACGGAUGCCCAUGGCUCUGGGACCGGACUUGCUGCUGGUCGCCGGUUCUUUCGCCGCUUUCCGCUUGUUGAACCGCGGGGUGGAGCGGCUGAUGCCCCCGCCGCCCUCGGCUCGGCGGAACCGCUGGAAGUGGCGGAACAUCUGGACGUCGCUGGCACACAGCGUGCUGAGCGGCGGCGGGGCGCUGGCGGGGUUCUGCCUCUACCCUGGGCUGCACGAGGAUCUGGUGGGCACACACCCACCCGGGGCACACAGCCUGGUGGCCGUGUCUGUAGGUUAUUUCCUAGAAGACUUUGUGGACAUGCUAUGCAAUCAGAAACUCCACCAGUCCUGGGAGCUGCUCUUUCAUCACUCCGUGGUGAUUGUCUGCUUUGGCAUUGCAGUGCUGCUCCAUCAGUACGUGGGUUUUGCCCUCGUGGCCUUACUGGUGGAGAUUAACUCCAUCUUCCUCCACCUACGCCAAAUCCUGCUCAUGGCCGACCUGGUGCACACCACCUGCUACCGCCUCAACAGCAUCAUCAACCUGGGCACCUACGUGGUGUUCCGCAUUGCCACACUGGCCUGGAUGACACACUGGCUGUUCCUCAACCGGCAGCACGUGCCCCUGGCCACAUACACUGUGGGCACAGUUGGCAUGGCAAUCAUGACCCCCAUGAACAUCAUCCUCUUCUAUCGCCUGCUACGUAGUGAUUUCUUCAAGUCCAGCCGGGACACGCGCAGGGAGAAGGAGAAAUAGCAUUGAGCAGCUAUGAGCUCAUGGAGGAGGACAGCAAAGAGCUGUGGGGAAUAAGAAUGGCUGUUUCAGUGUUGCUUGGACUUAUGGCUGUGGAUCCUGGGCAGAGAAGGUGCUGGUGGAUCAGGCACUGGGGGCUCUGCUCUCCAGCACCUUUGGAUGAUGUGGUCGAACAACCAGGAGCUGCUCAGACAAGCCCUGAAGGCUCUAACAGUCCUGAAACAACACUGAGAAGGGAGCAGGGAGAAGAGCAUUGUUUCCCCAUUGCUUUUCUGGAUACACAAACACCACUGUGAGUUUCUAACCUCUUAGGCGCUGCACCCUGCGGGGUCCUAUUGCCUAAGGGACUCUGUGAUACCUCCACCACUUCCCUUGGGAAAGCACCAGGCAAGAGAAGCUCCAAGGCUUUGCCCUUGAGGCCAGGGCUGGCAAAAGCCAAAUCCUGCAUCCAUCCCCGAUGAGAUUGUGCCAGGUGAGCGAUGAAGGCUUGGACUUGUCCUUGUCAGAUGCUGCUGGCACUGGACUAGGGACAGUGGGAGCUACAGUGCCAUACUUGGGGACUGCUGCUAACUUCAGACAACUGGAGUUUUCUAGUAUUGUUUUGUUCCCAGAUCUAUUAAUUCCCCAUAAAUGAGUGUGGGAGUGCGUGAGUUGCAGACUAGGAUGGUGUGUGAUAGUUGCUUCCUGUAGAUGAGAUGUUUUCAGAUGGGCCAGAUAUGGGCAUCUAUGAGGAACGAGAAGUCCUGCUGCAGAGCCCGGUGUAAUGCUCUCAAGCAGCAGCAAGAGCUCUUACUAACACAGGCUUUCAAUAAACGGCAAAUGAAAGA
This is a messenger RNA of Meleagris gallopavo (turkey), 4350 nucleotides long. RefSeq names its product TLC domain containing 2 (gene TLCD2). Gene Ontology annotation, cellular component: plasma membrane. Gene Ontology annotation, biological process: plasma membrane organization; regulation of membrane lipid distribution; membrane assembly. NCBI's taxonomy places the organism in Eukaryota, Metazoa, Chordata, Aves, Galliformes, Phasianidae. The record is from RefSeq and is a predicted model, not a curated record.